AUGAAUGAAGGGCUCAUAUGUCUGGUGCGCGAGGUUGAGCGGGUCGUGACAGCUCCUUAUAUCCCUUCAUUGCACGAUCUAUUUGAGCUAGUGCAGCACAAUUCGUCGAUACCAAUAGAGUUAUGGGCACUUCAUAAACCUUGUCAAGUUGGCUUGUUGGUCGAGGUGUUGAUCGAAGCCCUAUCACGGUCGCGAGUGGCCCUUCCUUUGCUGGCGGCUUUCGCAUCAACUACCAGCGUCCGUGACGCAUUGCUUGAACAUUAUCCAACUAUUCUUGAUACCUUUCUCGAAAAAAUCCUUGAUGGGGGAGAGUCCGAGUAUCAUUCAGCAUGCAUCGCAUUAAUUGCGUCUCCUCUUCCCGCAGGGUUCAUGCCACCCUUCCGCUUGGCUCAGUUCAUUACGAGGCUAGUAUCAGCUAUGGCAUCUGUUCCAUGCUCGGAGACGAUAGCCCCAUUGCACAGCCUGAUGACUGGGUUGCAAGGCUCACCUAAUUUCCUGAAGGAAGUGCCAACGGAGGUUAUGUCAAAUCUACAGUUUGAAUUGACCAACACAUUGCGCAAUUUGGACGACCACAUGGGUAAUCUCUUGGGUCUAGCGACUUUCGCCCGUAUUGCAUCGAUCUACAAUCAACAGCCUCGGAAUAAUAAAUCAGAAUCACCAUCAUGGCUUCUCAGCAUUCGACAUUUUUUCGGCGCCAAGCGAGGUCUUAAGACAUUGGAUCUAGUCGUCCUGCGUGUAAUUCUUGCGUGCUCCUCUAACAGCAACAAUCUUACCAUAUCUAAAGCUGCUGAAAGUAUUCGCCUUGCAAUUCUUAUUGCAGAUGCCAUUGAUCCAGACCAGAAGGCAGCCUGGAUUUUGAACAGCACUUCAAAGAUUGCCAAACUAUCUGAGAAGGUUUCUAGAGAGGGGCUUAGCAGAGAGAUUCAACUGAUGGGAAUUGUCUUUCUGAUCUCUAUUCAUUCACUUACAUCUCUGCCACUGAAAAUUCGUGAUCUUGGCUUACGUCUUCUGAUAUCAAAGGAUAGCAGGGCAAUUUUGAGUACCAUGCCACAGUAUCUCGUAUUACGUUUCACCAGGUCGUUGAUAGACUGCGAUGAAUCAAUUGUGUAUGAGCUUCUUCGGUUCACAGUCGAUACAUUGAGAGAAGAAGCUAUUCACAAGGACUCAUUAUCGGAUCUCUAUGUUGCAAAAGUGUUGAUUUCUGAAAUUCAAUCAAAGCAGUCCCGGGCCAUCAAUUCCUCCCUCCUGAAUUCCGACGCCACCAAGCAGACGCUUGCCAGCCUACUCGGAAAGUUUCCCUCGGUACCCAUUUAUCCUCAGUGCCAAGGCUCCCAACUAUGCUACUGUGCAUAUAGUGCUCUGCAAAAUCAGGUUCUGCUCGAAUUGUUUGAAAUCCAUUUUACUGCUACGCUGUCUCAAAAUGGAGACACUACGGACAUCACUAUUAUGAAGUCAUUCGUGGAGCGUGCUGCGAAUUCUAUCACAAAUAGAAGCUGCCAAUCUACAAAUUUACGCUCCAGAGAUGUUUGCACCUUGAAAAUGGCUUCAUAUGAUCGAUCGGAAUUUUCAACUGGAUUUCAGCCUAGUCAAGAUUGGCGUUCUUCCAUCAGAGAAACUUUUAUCCAGAAUGCUGAGGCUUCUCAUCAAAAUAUGAUAAAGAAAGUUGAGGGUAUUUGCUUUGACUUGGAGCGCCGAUGCUACGAUGUUGAAGGGCCUGUCCGGGCCGCCGAAGAAGAGCGUGAUCAAUACAAGCUUGAGGCCACACAACUCCGAUCUCAGAACCAGGGGUUACAAGCACAGCAAGAACAGUUAAAAAUUGCAAUUCGCGCCCUUAAAGAAGAUCUAGCGCGUCUGGAGGAUCAUGCUGAAAGUGCGAGUUUUCGUUCGGAAGAACUAGCCGCGUCCCUUGCAUCUGCACGUCAAGAGCUGCAGGACCAGCGUCAGCGCUCAGACGAGACCUUUCAAAUGGAGCAAGACAGGGCUCGAAGUCGAGAACUUGACUUGGCUGCUACUUGUACCGCCAAGGACGACCAGAUCGAGGAGAUGCAAGAAAAUUUCCGUCGUAUUCUAACAGAGAAUGAACAAGCCCAACGGACCCUGCAUACAAUGUGCGGAGAAAAGUCUGCCUUGUUGAAGGCAACAACUGCAUUAGAGCAAGAGCUGAUGGCAACUAAAAGUACCCUCAGUGAAAGUCAGAUUUUGUGUUGUGAAAAGGAAGAUGAAGUCAAGCGCCUUUUGACAGAAAAUAAGGAUAUGCAAAUGGAGAUAGGUGCUAUGAAAGGAACGACAGGGGAUCAAAAGCUUGAAGUUGAAAGGCUUCACGUUGCACUUCAAGAGGCAGAAGAAACUGCUAAGUUCAAAAUCGAGAAGCUCCGAAGUGAGCAAGAAGCCGAGACAUCUCAAACUGCUUCCCAGCUUGUCAAACAGAAAGAAGAAAACCUGCGCCUGCAAAAAUUGAUGCAGGUAGCCGCGUCUGAUGCUUUAAAGGAGCUCCAAACAAAAGAGAAGCGAAUUAAAUAUCUAGAAAGAAAGCUCCAAUCCCUCCGAGAUGAGAGAUCCUUGAAGGCCAGGGAAUUUUCUGAAGCCCAACAACAUAUCGGGAGGCUCAUGAAUGUUAUGGGAUUUUCUGCCAAUUUAAGCGAGAAGUCCUCAAACCAACCACAGAAAGGUCAGAGUAAUGAUGUCCAUACCACUUCAGACCGUCGCCAGUCAGCUGGCUAUGAUGACGAGGAGAGUGAGUUAGUUCAAUCUUUUGAAUCUCUCACUUCAAAUCUACAAGCACCCACUCCCAAGCGGCCUAAGGGGGACCAAAAAGGGGCAGCUGUAUCACAGGCCGCAGCUCCCAAGACACCUACACCAAUCUUUGCCGAUAUGGACUCCCAGGACUUCCGUCCACAAGUCUCUCGGCAGCCCCUUGACGAAACAAUUGCCAACACUUCUGCCAAGUUCCAUUCAAGUGAUUUGAGGACAAAUUUACCUAAAACUGGUCCUUCGGAAAGCCCAGAGAAGCACCACCUUCAGAGUUUAGACUUGGAUAUGGAUAUAGAGUUCUCGAAGGAUUUUAUUCUCACAAGUACUGCCUUUUCUGGGUCAAAGGAUUUGUUAUAA
Molecule: messenger RNA, 3108 nt
Organism: Penicillium macrosclerotiorum
Lineage: Eukaryota; Fungi; Ascomycota; Eurotiomycetes; Eurotiales; Aspergillaceae
Exons: 9
Coding region: 1-3108 (1035 amino acids)
Source: RefSeq, a predicted model, not a curated record